AUGGGAAGUGCCUUGAAGCCUGUAACCACCGCCAACUCAGAUGUGGUGAUGGACGAAUUUGCCGGGGAAAGGGUUGAUGAUCACAAGCCCGCUCCCAUUGACGGAUUUAGCGAUGCCGAGAAGCAACUAGAUGGCAUAGGCUCCAUUCCAUGCGACUUCGUCUACAGCUCCAAGGAGAGUACUCGGAUCCGAUGGAAACUUGAUCUAAUUCUUCUUCCUAUGAUGGCAUUUACUUACAUACUCAAUUAUAUGGACAAGGUUGCCUUAUCCGAGGCCUCCAUAUUUGGCCUACAAAAAGACCUGGGUCUUGUUGGACAGCAAUACAGCUGGUCAUCUUCCAUCUUCUAUCUCGGAUACUUGGUAUGGCAAUAUCCUAGCUCGCUCUUAAUGCAGAAGCUUCCCAUCGGACGCUACUUUGGUGUCAUGAUAUUCCUCUGGGGCCUUACUGCAACUACAACGGCGUUUACUAAAGGUUUUGCGACACUUUCUAUCAACCGUGUCUUCCUCGGAAUUUUUGAAUCGUGCAUGUCCCCCAUUCUCACGAUCCUCGUAUCUCAAUAUUGGACUCGAGAUGAACAGCCUCUUCGUGCCUCCUUGUGGUGGUCGGCCAGUGCUAUCGGCGCCUUUAUUGCUGAUUCUAUUACCUACGGUGUUUCUGGAAAAGACCAUCCUAAUUCCAAAUAUGCCGUCUGGAAGAUUAUUUAUCUCGUAUUCGGGUCGCUGACACUGCUCUGGGGCGUAAUCGUCUUUUUUGCGGUACCAUCGUCGCCAAUGGAGGCAUGGUUCCUUAACAAGAGAGAGAAGAAGAUUGCUGCGGCUCAAGUCAUGAAGAACCACACUGGCAUAAAAAACACCGAGUAUAAAUGGUACCAAGUCCGAGAAUGCUUGAUCGACCCGCAGCCUUGGAUACUAGCAAUCCAUGCCUUUCUCCAAUCUCUACAGGGUGAGGGCCUAGCAUCGUUUUCCAAGAUUGUUUUAACCGAAACUCUUGGCUACACCAGUCGCCAGGCCACACUAAUGAGCAUGCCAUCCAAUACCAUCCACCUCGUUUCGGUGGUCUUUGCCGGUUGGUUUUGUAGCCAUUACAAGAAUACAAGGUGCUACGUCAUGAUCGUCACGAAUAGCAUCGUCCUUAUCGGUGCGGUAUUGAUCGCCAAUCUUCCGCGUUCCAAUCACAGCGGUCUACUUGCGUCUUUCUACCUCAUUUACAUGAAUACGGUCCCGUUUGGCUUGGGCAUGAGCAUGAUUUCGUCAAACAUUGCAGGAUUUAACAAAAAGUCUACCGCAAGUGUUCUGAUGUUUCUUGGCUACUGUCUCGGUCAGUUCACUGGACCUCAACUGUUCAUCGAGAAACAGGCUCCAAAGUUUCAGACAGCCUUUAGGGGCUUCUAUUCCUCCAUAUCUGUCAUGAUUUUCUUGGAGGUUGUCCUGGUCAUUUAUAUCAGGUAUCAGAACCAUCGACGGGAUCGCCGACAAGCAGAUCGCAACAACUUGAACUUUACCGAAAAUGAUUCAGACCUGACUGAUUGUCAACAGCCGUCAUUUAGGGAUGAGACUGAGGAUGUCAAAGCCCGCUCAAGGAUUCGCAAAAAGAAGACUAAUAGUUUUACAAAUACAACAAUACCCCAGCAAACAAAUUCUCCAUCAUUGAGCCAACAAAAUGAAACACACAUCCAGAGAGAGGGGCCGGAACUGCUAGAGCUGCCAUCGCUCCCAGUCUUCGACACGACGACCAUACCUUGGAUCGACGCAAUGCUUGACUCAAAUCUGGGCGAGCAGUGGGAUCCAGCGACAGACACGGCUAUGUUAUGGAACACUUCCACCAGCUCUAUCGUCGCUAAUGAAUCCCCCCACCAAAUUCGUGGCCUGUACAGCAGUCAGGUCUUUGCUGAGUUGAACACACCUGGCUCAGACUACCAAAGCCCAGGUGCCAAAUCAAUCUCAACUGUUUCCGAUCAUGUUUUGGCACAGCACUACACUCAGAGCCUAACGUCAAAAUACAGCUCAAAGGAGCAAGCUGCCCACCUUUUCUGGAGCGGAAGAUUGGGAUCUGAAACCAGCGCGAUGGAGCAUUACGACAAAAGUCUCGUGGGCAUCAGAGACCAACUCGGAAUUCAUCUGAUGGGAGAGGACGCAACCGAAAUUGCCAGCCAGACCUGGCUCCAACUUCUGGCCCGAGAAGAUGACCUGGAUGCUGUUGCUGUGACCCUGUAUUUCUUGGCUUGGACUGACCUUCUUCUUUCAAGGCGGGCAUCUUUGAGACGGAUGCUCAGCCUAGAAGCCACUUUACUGGACCUCGGUGGUCAUGAUCAGUCACAUACCCUCUACGUCAGAAUGGCUGUGUGGUUCUGCUUUCUCGACGCACGCGCUGCGCUCUUUCAUCAAGGCAACGACCGUAUUAUUCAAUCCAUGGGAGACGAUAUGGGCUUGAUGAGAGCCGUGGAAGCGUCAUAUGACUUUCUGCAGCAAGAAUACAGUCUUCUAUACCCUGAGGAAGAACGGCGGCGGGAUGAGGCUCAUCAGCCCCUGUACGUCGCAACAUGUCGCUUAGUAGCUCUUCUAGGAAAACUGUCUCGGAAUGGCGGCGACAGAACAGACGAGUGCCAAGUCAUGGCAUCCUUGUGCGAUAUUCAGCGAAGUAUCGAAGGCAUCAGUGAAGUAAAAGCCGCUGAAGAUAGGGUGUUUUCUACCUACCUCACCACAAGUGCGCUUUUUCAUGCAGUAGAAAUAUACGCAUCGAGAGUCUACCAGCCCACUGAAUCAAUGUACACAAAGAGUACCCAUGCAGAAAAGAUCAUAACCAUUACCAGCCACUUCUACCGAAGGCUGAAGCGGCCAAGAACGGAAGCGCCCCCGACUAAGAUAUGGCCAGUGCCUCUGAUCAUGGCCGCAAUUGAGGCAAAGGACUGGAUCUACAGAGACUGGGCGCUGCAACAGAUGAAGAGCUACUACAGUGCGGGUAAGCAUUUUGUCAAUGCCUGUGCAUUUGUCGAAACGGUACAUGCCACCGAGGAGGCAACGGGGCGUCGUAGUAAUCUUCAUCAGAUCGCCGAGGAUAUGGGCGAUGACUUUGUCCGACCAAAUUCUUUAUUCCUCGGUGUUCACUGCACGACGCCGAUGGGCUCUCAUAAUAUGCCUUCUUUAGAAACCCCCAUCACGCGAGGCCCUGGUCCGUCGUGCUACCAGCACAUUGUUGUGGAGGGUACGCCAUACAAGAGAGGCUUGUCGCAUGGAAGACAGGCAAGUGAGAAGGUUCGUGCCAAUAUCGAGUAUUAUAAGCUUCCAGGGAAACUACCGCAUUGGUCUAUAUGUUCCAAAAUCAUCCAGACAGUUUACAUCCCGGCCUUUGAAAAGUUCUAUCCAACCGGGCUCGAAGAGAUCAAUGGAAUUGCAGACGGCGCCGGCGUGACGGUCGAGGAAGUUGUCAUGCUCAAUGCUCGUUACGACUUGGGUAGAUGCAUGUAUCGGCUUCAAAACGGUGGGGAGACUCCGCAGGACUCUGACGGGCAUGACGAAUGUACAAGCGGAUUUUUCCCCCAGAAAGCAGUUGAGUCUGGACAUGCUCUAGCCGUACACAACUGGGACAUGUCCAGCCACCUCUACAACCAGGACCUCAUAAUCUACCUUGAGGUGCAUCCAGACUCGUCCGAAGACCGUCCAUCGAUGUUUAUCCUUACAGAAGCUGGUCAACUCAUUCGCAGCGGAAUGAACUCCGCCGGCCUUUCGGUUACGGCAAAUUCAUUGCUCUCAAGUCAAGAUUACGUGCCCGUCUCCCAUAUCGACCGCGACGGAGUUUACCAUAAAGUCGCCGACCCAACACCUGUUCUCCCUCUCUCUGUGGCUAGGCGCAUCUUUUUUGAAUACAGCAACUACGCUGAAGGCCUUGUGGCUAUCAAUGCCUUUCCACGCCAUGUCUCAGGAAACCUGCACGUCUCGACGGCAGACGGAUUUGCAAUGGCAAUGGAGGUCGCGCCUGACCGUAUCUACAAAUUCUAUGGCAAAAUUGACGACCAGUACCUGAUUCACAGUAAUCACUUCCUUAGUCCCGAAUUUCUCAGUCGCGACAACAUUUUUGACCGCUAUCCUGGCGGUAGCAGCUGGUUUAGAUGUUUGCAGGCCGAAAAGGGUGUGAGAGCAGACUGUUCUGCAGGGCAACUGACCCCUGAAAAGAUCAAGACAGCGUUCUCAGACCAUUUGGCAUACCCCGAGAGUUUAUGCAACCAUCCGAAUCCCAAGCAGAAAAACUUGCCCAGUGCCGUUCUCACAGGUUAUACCUCAAAGCAGAAUAUGACGGUGGCAUUUGUCAUUUACAACCUUUCAGAGUUAACAAUUACCGUGUGUAAGGGGCCGCCUUGCAAAGGAACGUUACAGGUAUUUAAGCUCAAAUAG
Molecule: messenger RNA, 4389 nt
Organism: Trichoderma aggressivum f. europaeum
Lineage: Eukaryota; Fungi; Ascomycota; Sordariomycetes; Hypocreales; Hypocreaceae
Exons: 16
Coding region: 1-4389 (1462 amino acids)
Biological process (GO): transmembrane transport
Cellular component (GO): membrane
Molecular function (GO): transmembrane transporter activity
Source: RefSeq, a predicted model, not a curated record